AUGCGGAUCAGAGAAGGAGAUGGUUCGGACUGUCCUUUAGGAAGAUUUCACAGAGGGGAGUCGACACGACAGGAUAGUUCGGGAUGUGGCGACGUCUUACAUGAUUAUUUCCUCGUGGCAAAAGUAGAUUUAAUCGAAGUCCUGAUGGAAGGUAUAUUUGAUGAUAAUCUUUUGAUGGAAGAGAGAAAGAGAGACAGAGAAAUCUGCAGAAGGUUUCAGCUAGGUUUCCUUCAGGGACCACGAGUUGCAAAGUGGAUAAACCAUAGAACAUUAACUGUUAGUCGUAGAUUCACGCCUACCAACGGCUGGCCACGUGGAGAUUUUACAGAUAAAGCGGAGUCGAGUAAGGAGGGACGAAUUCAAGUUGUUUUUUUAAUGGUGGGGACUCCCAGUUGUGAUGUAGUUGCCGAAGAGUUUAGAGUCAGGAUGCAUCCAGACUUUCCUCCAAAUCAUCCCUAUGCACACACAUAUAGAGAUUUUAAGCAGUAAAGCAUUUAAAACUCAGGGUUCUGAGGCGAUUCAGAACAGUGUAAUGCUGUAAAUUCAGAUUUACGAUGUGUACUGUACCUCUGGAAAGGUGUUGCAACAUCUUUGACGUUAAGCUUACAAGUUUACAAUGAUAUCCUCAUGCUUAAAGAA
Messenger RNA from Centruroides sculpturatus (bark scorpion), 639 nucleotides. RefSeq lists its product as uncharacterized. NCBI's taxonomy places the organism in Eukaryota, Metazoa, Arthropoda, Arachnida, Scorpiones, Buthidae. The record is from RefSeq and is a predicted model, not a curated record. The transcript is spliced from 5 exons. Bases 1 to 489 code for a protein of 162 amino acids.